Messenger RNA from Protopolystoma xenopodis, 327 nucleotides. Lineage: Eukaryota; Metazoa; Platyhelminthes; Monogenea; Polystomatidea; Polystomatidae. The record is from the annotation of a GenBank genome assembly.
CCUGAUAGGCUAAUUGAAGCACUAAAACGUAUGCAUCGACUCGAGGAGGAGACAGAUGGCCGAACUGAGCCAGACUUGACCCAAUUUGGAUUAGAAAACUCUCCACAAUCUGUCGUCGGUCGACUAAAGAGCAAACCUGAAUGUCGUAUUAUGUCCCAACAGCUUGAAACCUCUUAUCAAGCUUUAUUAGACCUACUGAAACAACAUGAGGCCAAACUGGAGCACCAGGAAAAGCUGGCUCAUUUACUCGAGACUGCUGAAAUCUUCUACGAUCAUCAGCACAAAGAAGUUACGAAGGUGACGAAUGUAAGCAUUAUAAAUUUAUAG